GGGAUGCUGAGCAAUCGUCCAACGAUGCCCCGAUGCCAACAGGGUUCCUAUGUGGGAGAUGAUAUCGACGGUGUGCUCGAAAUAGGAGCUCAGCGUGUCUGGUAUCGCCCAUUCCCUUUGAUUGACUACGAGGGCUUUCUUUUUGGAGCUCAUUUGUCUCAAUUCCCGCAUAGCAAUUUUAGCUUCAGUUCACCUCUUUGACCUUCAACUUCUUCUCUCUUUUCAGAUACCUUUGCAUAGUGGGAGGCACGUUGACACCAUGUCAAGUCUCACUGAAAUCGCCUCCAAAGCCGACUACUCAGCGCACCUGGCCGCCCUCUCACCCUCUGCACUCCUUAUCCUCUAUUUCUACACUCCAUGGACCGUGUUCAAGACCCAAAUGACCGCUGGCCUAACCGACCUUGCCUCGCAGUACCCCGCCAGUACCCCGCCAACCAUCUCGUUUGUCAGCAUCGAUGCCAAAGGGCUGCUUGACAUUGCAAAGGAAUAUGGCGUCCGCAUAGCCCCUUGUGUCGUUUGCCUGCGUAAUGGUCUAGUCCUCGAGUCCAUUCGAGGCGACGACCCCAGUAUGGUCCGCAGUGCUAUCGAACGCUAUACUGGCAUCAAGGCUCUCCCCAUCCCCGCCGCCCCAGCUCUUACCCCGGAACAGCUGAAACAGUCCAAGGAGGCUCUAGUCACCCGUCUUACCGAGCUGGUCAAGGCUGCCCCUGUUAUGCUAUUCAUGAAAGGUACACCCAAGUCGCCUCAGUGCCGUUUUAGUCGACGGUUGGUUCGGAUUUUAGAUGAGCACAGCAUCGAAUAUGGUUCCUAUAAUGUCAUGGCCGAUGAGGAUAUUAGACAGGGCCUGAAAGAAUUUGGUGACUGGCCUACGUUCCCUCAACUAUGGGUUGACGGUGAGCUGGUUGGUGGACUCGAGAUUGUCCGCGAGGAACUUAGCACCAAUCCUAACUUUAUGUGCCAGUAUUUGGUCAACAAGCCACCAAAUAGGGGCAGUUUGGGUAAUACGCAUGAAGAAAGUAAAUUUCCGCCCAGUCAACCAUGCCUUGAAGUAUAG
Aspergillus caelatus is the source of this 1054-nucleotide messenger RNA. Its product is annotated as glutaredoxin family protein. Lineage: Eukaryota; Fungi; Ascomycota; Eurotiomycetes; Eurotiales; Aspergillaceae. Bases 260 to 1054 code for a protein of 264 amino acids. The transcript is spliced from 2 exons. Gene Ontology annotation, molecular function: 2 iron, 2 sulfur cluster binding. The record is from RefSeq and is a predicted model, not a curated record.